AUCCAAUCUGAUUCUAUCCUAACUUUUGACUGUCCAUCAAACUAUAACUUCGUUCUAGAUAAACAGCCCUUUCGCCUUGAUUUCCAUUUCGAUUUCGAUAUCUUUCUCCAAUAUCAGAGCUCCAUUCAAAGACACGAUCGCGAAAAGUGUGAGACUCUUGUUCGCUCGAUUUCGCUCAUUCGCUCACCUUGCAAACCGAUCAUCAACGCGUUUUUCGAUUUCCAUAGCUGAUUUAACGAGUUUGAGCAUCAAAUCAUUCAACAUACAAUCCCAUGCACGAAAAAAUGCAAUCAAACCCACCUCAACCUUCACAUCCAAACCAAGGACCAUUAAUCUUAGAAGACCAAUCAAGACCAUCGAAACCCACCCUGAAAUCAAACUUCAGCAGAUAUUAUAAUCAAAUCAGUUCGAUAGAUAUCAGACCUAAUUUACCAUUUCACAUUUCUAGAUUUAUGGGAUAUCGUGAAUCGAAUUCGAAUUUAAAACCGAUUUGGUUAUUCACUUGGUUAAGGUUCUUACCGAUUUAUUUUGAAAACCUUUUAUCUGUUUUCUUUUGUUCAUUUCUUUCGAUCCUUUUGAUUUGUUUAACAUAUUCUUAUUCAGAUCUAUCACACCUAAAUAUUCCAUUAAGCUUAGGAUCAGCCGGAGCCACCGCUAUAAUCUUAUUCGUCACACCUUUAACCCCAACUGCAACACCUCGAAACGUAAUCUUUGGCCAUCUAAUCGCAAGUCUAACGUCUACCAUCAUCACUCGAAUCUUCAAGUUUAAUUUACAAACCACACCUAAUCUGAUUCAAGGAGAGAUGUCCCGAGACUUAAGUUGGUUAACCGGUUGUCUAUCGAUGUCACUCACCGCCGUCUUUCAAGUCAUGACAGGUACAGUCCAUCCACCCGGUGGUGCUACGGCUCUCUUAGGUGCCAUUUCACCUAACUUUGUGAAAAUCGGUUGGGAGUUUAUUUCGAUCACCUUGGUGAUGGUUGCAUUACAAUUAGCUGUGGCUUUAGUCUUUGGAAACUUGGGUAGGAAAAGGUAUCCACUUUAUUGGUUCUUUCCUCCUAAACCUGAACAUCAUGAUCAUGAUGAAGCACCUUCGGUUCGGAUUAGGAAUCCAGUGAUGGAAAAAGAUAGGUUGAAGUUGAUUGGGUCUUGGAUUCAUGAUUCGGUCAUUGAACUUGAAACAUUGGAUUUGAAUGAUCAUAGAAGAAGAUCUGAUCUGAUUAAGAAUCUAAAUCAUGCUUUGGGUUUGAUUAAUGAACUCGACUUGAAUUAAUAAAAGAUCUAUUUAACUUUAGACAAUUUGUUUUCUGUUUUCUGUUUUGAUUUGUCUUUUUUGGUUUCUUGUUGAAUCUGAUCAUCUAAAGUACUUUUGUCUUAAAAUCUUAAUAAUUUCAAUCAUAAACUUUCAUAUAUAUAAU
Molecule: messenger RNA, 1416 nt
Organism: Melampsora larici-populina 98AG31
Lineage: Eukaryota; Fungi; Basidiomycota; Pucciniomycetes; Pucciniales; Melampsoraceae
Product: HPP family protein
Exons: 3
Coding region: 273-1271 (332 amino acids)
Source: RefSeq, a predicted model, not a curated record